This is a messenger RNA of Notechis scutatus (mainland tiger snake), 14231 nucleotides long. Lineage: Eukaryota; Metazoa; Chordata; Lepidosauria; Squamata; Elapidae. The record is from RefSeq and is a predicted model, not a curated record.
GCCAGCGUGGGGGUGGCGCCCGGCUUCGACGCGGCGCUCCAGGUCUCGGCCGCCAUCGGCGUCAACUUGCGCCGGUUCCGGGCGGCCUGCGGGGCCGAGGCGGGCAGCGGAGAGGAUGAGCAAUUUCUAGGUUUUGGCUCAGAUGAUGAGGCCAAAGGAACCAAUUCUCCCAAGUCCCUUGCAGUCUCAGUCAAAGCUAGUGCACGUAAACCUCGUGGGAGACCUCGGAACGGCUCAGACCGAAGUCCAGCUGCUCUACCAGAGUCCUUGCCAAUAUAUUCCCCUUCAAGCAAUCCAGAACCUACAUCCAUGGAAAAAAUAAAAAGGAAGGAAUUUAAAAGUGGAGAAAAACGUCGAGGGAGACCUCCUGCUCUAACCAGUGUGAAAUUCAAGAUCAGCCAUAAAGAGUGCGUUCCAGAUACUCAGAAAGGAGGGAAGGAAGAAAAAGAGAAUGUGAAGAAAAUAAAGCGGGCACCAUCGGCUACCUUUCAGCAUGCUGCAAAAAUUAAGAAAUUAAGAACAGGCAAACUCUCCCCGCUGAAGUCUCAGUUCAAAUCCGGGAAGCUCCAGAUUGGGAGGAAAGGGAUUCAGAUUGCCCGCAGGAGAGGGAGGCCGCCGUCUUCCGAUCGCUUGAAGACCAUGCCAGCUCUUGUCUGUUCCCAGUUGGAGAAAGUCCAGAGGGCGCGAAAGGAGAGGGAGGGUGUGCCAUCUCUCCCCAAAGAUGAAAAGCCAACCGUCAGGCAGAGCCCUCGCAGACCAGUCAGGAUGAUUCCUUCUUGCAAGAGGACAGAUGCCACCAUCGCCAAGCAGCUCUUGCAGAAGGCAAAAAAAGGAGCUCAAAAGAAAAUGGAGAAGGAAGCAGCAAAGCUUCAGGGCCGGAAGGGGAGGACUCAGCUCAAAAACAUCCGGCAGUUCAUUAUGCCUGUGGUGAGUGCCAUCUCUUCACGAAUAAUUAAGACUCCCAAGCGUUUCAUUGAAGAUGAGGACUAUGACCCGCCAAUUAAAAUAGCACGCUUGGAGUCUACCCCAAACAGCCGCUUCAGUGCUACCUCUUGCGAGUCGAGCGAGAAGUCCAGUGUGGCAUCUCAGCACUCCUCCCAGCUCUCUUCAGAUUCCUCACGGUCCAGCAGUCCAAGUGUUGAUACGUCCACAGAUUCACAGGCCUCGGAAGAGAUGCAGGCUCUCUCAGAAGAAUGCAACACUACUUCGGAAGCUCACCCGUCCCUGCCAGAGUCCGCCUCCCCGGAUAAUGAGGGUGCUGAGCAGAGGAGGGGGAGGAGGUUUUCAAUGGCAGAGAAGAAUUUUGCCCCCAAGGCAGCUAAGAAGCUGCCCAGCCUCCAAAGUGUGUCUCAACAGCAGUCAUCAUCAUCAUCUUCUUCACCUCCCCCUCCACUGCUCACCCCACCCCCACCCCUGCAGCCAGCAGCCAGCAUCUCCGAUCAUGCUCCGUGGCUCAUGCCUCCCACCAUUCCCUUGGCAUCGCCCUUCUUGCCAUCUUCUGCUGCUGCCCCCGUUCAAGAGAAGCGGAAGUCAAUCCUCCGAGAACCCACGUUUCGUUGGACUUCUCUGAAGCCCUCCCGGUCUGAGCCCCAGUACUUCUCCUCUGCCAAGUAUGCCAAAGAAGGUCUUAUCCGCAAGCCGGUUUUUGAUAAUUUCAGGCCGCCGCCACUGACCCCAGAGGAUGUGGGCUUUGCUGCUGCUGCCGCCGCUGCCAGCUUUACCCCUCCUGGGGCCACGGCUGCCACCCGCUUAUUUUCUCCUCUUCAUUCUGGAACAAGGUUUGAUCUACACAAGAGAAGUCCCCUGUUGCGAGCACCACGAUUCACCCCCAGUGAGGCGCACUCGCGCAUCUUUGAGUCUGUCACGUUGCCUUCUUCGAUUAGUCGAAGUGCUACGGGAAGCACUACAGCAGCAGCUUCUUCAAGGAAACGAAAGAGGCGAGUGUUCAGCCCAAUUCGAUCCGAAUCGAGAUCUCCCUCGCACUCUAUGAGGACAAGAAGCGGAAGACUCAGCACCUCUGAGCUGUCCACGCUCCCUCCGUCCUCUUCCGUCUCUUCUUCCCUAACUAGCAUUUCUGGAGGCUCCCUUGCCACUAGUGCCUUAAACGCCACCACGUUCACUUUCCCUUCGCAUUCCCUGUCUCAGACUGGGGAAGCAACAGAGAAAAGCCAGAGACCGAGGAAGCAGACAAACCUUCCUGCCGAGCCAUUCCCAUCGAGUGGCCCUGCUCCCCUUUUUCCUUGGUUCGCACCGGGUGCCCAGACAGAGAGGACCAGGAGCAAAGACAAAGCCACUGAGGAGGUGUCCAAAGACAAAGAACAGGACAACAGUCCCGAGAAGGAGAAGAGCCGAGAAAGAGAUCGAGACAGGGAGAAAGAAAACAAACGUGAAUCGAGGAAAGAGGAGAAGAAGAAGAAGGUGGGGGCAGCUUCAGAAAUCCAGAGUAGCUCUGCUUUAUUCCCAUCAACUCGAGGGUCUAAAGGAAAGGUUAUUGUCAGUGGAGAUGCAGCAGCCUCAUCUGUUGCCAAAAAACCUGCAGGACGGAGGAAACUGGCUGCCACUGAGCCAGCAGCAGAUGCCCCUGCGGUAGUUCUCAUGGACUCAGCUAGCAUAAAGACCAAGUUACCCAAGAAAGGCCGAGGGGGCUUGGAGAAAUCAAACCUGGACCUUGGCCUGGCAGCCGCGUCCGCAGAAAGGGAAGAAUCUUUGCGUCUUCCUGCUGCCUCACUCGGCAUUCUGAAACAUUCCUCCAUAAGCUCAGUAUUGGCUCAUGCUGAUAAACUUCCAAUGACUGACAAGAGGGUAGCCAGUCUCCUGAAGAAAGCUAAAGCUCAGCUCUAUAAGAUUGAGAAGAGCAAGUCGCUCAAGCAGGUGGAUCAGCCCAAAGGACAGGUAUUUUCCAAAAACAUUGGGAUUAGAAGGGAGGGUCAGGAGAGCGAUUCCUCAGAAACCUCUGUGCGAGGUCCACGCAUCAAGCAUGUCUGCAGGAGGGCAGCCGUAGCCCUGGGCCGCAAACGAGCAGUCUUCCCAGAUGACAUGCCCACUCUGAGUGCCUUACCAUGGGAGGAACGGGAGAAGAUACUGUCUUCCAUGGGGAAUGAUGACAAAUCCUCUGUUGCCGGAUCAGAAGAUGCUGAGCCCCUCGCACCUCCCAUUAAGCCCAUCAAGCCAGUAACCAGAAACAAGGCCCCUCAGGAGCCCCCCGUGAAGAAAGGCCGGCGGUCGAGGCGCUGUGGGCAGUGUCCUGGCUGCCAAGUCCCAGAAGAUUGUGGUGUCUGCACAAACUGUUUGGAUAAGCCAAAGUUUGGUGGGCGGAACAUAAAAAAGCAGUGUUGCAAGAUGAGGAAGUGUCAGAAUCUGCAGUGGAUGCCGUCAAAAGCUUAUCUCCAGAAGCAAGCCAAAGCUGUGAAAAAAAAGGAGAAGAAAUCCAAGACCGGUGAAAAGAAAGACGGCCACCUGGGGAAAGUUCAGGGGGAGCCAGGGCAAAAAGCAGCAGCCCCUCCUCUGGCUUUGGGGAAAGAGGAUCAAGCCUCCAAGAGAAGCAGUGAACCAGCCCGGAAGGCCAGUGAAGGAAAGACCGAGGAAGGGCAGCUGCCGCCGCCACCUGUCCUGGACCCCAAGCAGCCUCUUCUCUCUGCCACCCGGAAAGCUGGCAAACAAGCACUGCCUGCUUUGCCCCCUGUCCAGCUGCCUAGCUCAGGCCCACCCAAAAAGGAAGCCCCCAAAACCGUGCUGGCUGAGCCCAAGAAAAAAGCCCCGCCAUCCCUGGAAGCAGCCAUUGAGCAAAACAGACAGAAGAAAAUCAUUCCGCGUCCCAGCUUACUGGUGAAACAGAAACCAAAAGAAAAGGAGAAGCCGCUCCCAGUCAGCAAGCCAGAGAACAGCGCCCUCAAUACCCUGAGCACUUUAUCCAACCACACCCCUUCCAAGCAGAAGCCCCUGACGGAUGGGGUCCACAGGAUCCGAGUGGAUUUCAAGGAGGACUGUGAGGCUGAAAGCGUUUGGGAAAUGGGCGGUCUGGGUAUCCUAACCUCCAUUCCAAUCACCCCCAGAGUGGUCUGCUUCCUGUGUGCCAGCAGUGGGAACGUGGAGUUUGUCUAUUGCCAGGUCUGCUGUGAGCCUUUCCACAAAUUCUGUUUAGAGGUUAAUGAACGCCCCCUGGAAGACCAGUUGGAAAACUGGUGCUGCCGUCGCUGCAGGUUCUGCCACGUGUGUGGGAGGCAGCAUCAGGCCUCCAAGCAAUUGCUGGAGUGCAACAAGUGCCGGAACAGCUACCACCCAGAGUGCCUGGGACCAAACUACCCAACUAAGCCCACCAAGAAGAAGAAAGUGUGGAUCUGCACCAAGUGUGUUCGCUGUAAGAGCUGUGGGGCGACAACUCCAGGCAAAGGGUGGGAUGCACAAUGGUCCCAUGACUUCUCUUUGUGUCACGAUUGUGCCAAACUCUUCGCUAAAGGAAACUUCUGCCCCCUCUGUGACAAGUGCUAUGAUGACGACGACUAUGAGAGCAAGAUGAUGCAGUGUGGGAAGUGUGACCGCUGGGUUCACGCCAAGUGUGAAGACCUCUCUGAUGAGAUGUAUGAAAUCCUCUCUAACCUUCCGGAGAGCGUGGCUUACACCUGUAUUAAUUGCACUGAACAGCAUCCUCCCGAAUGGCGGCUGGCCCUUGAGAAAGAGCUACAGCUUUCUUUAAAGCAGGUUUUGACAGCUCUGUUGAAUUCUAGAACGACUAGCCACCUACUGCGUUAUCGGCAGGCAGCCAAACCUCCUGACUUGAAUCCUGAAACAGAAGAAACCGUGCCCUCUCAAAGUUCUCCCAAAGGCCCAGACCCUCCCAUACUUACAGAGGUUGGCAAGCAGGAAGAGCAGCCACUCCUCGAUCUAGAAGGUGUGAAAAGGAAGAUGGACCAAGGAGGCUAUUCUUCUGUGUUGGAGUUCAGUGAUGAUCUUGUUAAGAUAAUCCAAGCAGCUAUCAAUGCGGAUGGAGGGCAGCCGGAACUCAAGAAGGCCAACAGUGUGGUGAAGUCCUUCUUCAUGAGGCAAAUGGAACGAGUUUUUCCAUGGUUCAACGUAAAGAAGUCAAGAUUUUGGGAACCAAACAAAGUCACGGCAAACAGUGGAAUGUUGCCCAAUGCUGUCCUGCCCCCCUCCCUGGACCAUAACUAUGCCCAGUGGCAGGAGCGCGAAGAAAACCGUUCCGGUCAGCAGCAGCCCCCUCUGAUGAAGAAAAUAAUCCCAGCUCCAAAGCCCAAAGGGCCAGGAGAGCCAAACUCCCCCACGCCACUGCAUCUUCUGCAUCUUCCUGCCUCACCCUUAUCCAGUCCCGAUAGAAGCCAAGACGACAGCCCAGAACUUCCCCCUCCUCCGGAUGUGGAAGACAACCGGCAGUGCUCUCUUUGCCUGAAGUACGGUGAUGAUGGAGGCAAUGAUGCUGGCCGUCUCCUUUAUAUUGGUCAGAACGAGUGGACCCAUGUGAACUGUGCCCUGUGGUCAGCUGAAGUGUUUGAGGAGGAGGAUGGCUCUCUGAAGAAUGUGCACGUGGCCGUGAUUCGUGGGAAGCAGCUGUUUUACAAUCAGAGUAACAUGCCAAUCUUGCAGCGAUGUGAGUUCUGCCAGAAGUCGGGUGCCACAGUCGGGUGCUGCCUGGCCACUUGCACCAGUAAUUACCAUUUUAUGUGUUCUCGGGCCAAAAAUUGUGUCUUCUUGGAGGAUAAGAAGGUGUACUGCCCACGACACAAGGACCUGAUCAAAGGGGAGACAGUGCCAGAAAAUGGCUUUGAGGUCUUGAGAAGAGUCUUUGUGGAUUUUGAAGGAAUCAGCUUGAGGCGGAAGUUUCUGAGUGGUUUAGAACCAGAGAACAUCCAUGUGAUGAUUGGGUCGAUGAGCAUUGACUGUCUUGGCAUCCUGAAUGACCUUUCUGACUGCGAAGACAAGCUCUUUCCAGUUGGAUAUCAGUGCUCCCGGGUUUACUGGAGCACAACUGAUGCUCGAAAACGUUGUGUUUACACGUGCAAGAUCAUGGAAUGCCGUCCUCCUCUCCUAGACUCUGACAUUAACAGCACCAUGGAACAUGAUGACAACCGGACCAUUGUCCACAGCCCAGUGUCACUUUCAGCAGAAAUUCCACCCAGAGAUGGCCGUGCAGCACCGGCUGCCCUAAACGCUCCCUCUGCAGAUCUUUCUCCACAUUCUCAGAACUUCAAGGCUCUGCGGAUCAGGACGCCAGGUUUUGCUCCUUCCCAGCGAACUCCUGGUUCGAGGCCAUUGCCUUCUGCAGGAAGCCCUACCCCGGUGCCACACGAGAUCGUAACCGUGGGAGACCCUCUGUUAUCCUCUGGACUUCGGAGCAUUGGCUCCCGGAGGCCCAGCGCAUCUCUGUUUUCACAGCCGCUGAGGCCUUGGAUGCUGCCUCCCACCAGAGUUGGGGCCACUCAUGCUCAGCACAGCACUAUCUCUUCCGGACCCAGCAGGAGUCCCGUCCCAGAGCACAACGUGAGCCUCAAACGUACCGAACACUCUGUGAGACCAGCAGCCGUGCAUGUUGCUCUGCAGGACACCUUUACCCCUCCCAGUCUGGCCACCACAAGCGGAGGCAGAGGAGCUUCUCCUCGGGAGGGAUCCCUCUCCUUUGAAACUGGGCCUUCUGGAGGGCCCUUUUCGGCCAAAUUAGAGAAGGGGAAGCUGCUGAGCCCCAAAGAUCCGAGUGCUUCCUGUGGGAAUUCAAAAACAGGCUGCCAUGGACAGGGCAUAUCUGGCCCAGAAGGAAACCCAAGCAAGGGAGGGAAGUUCCUAGAGGCCUCUUCUGCACUGUUUUCUCCCAAAGAAUCCAUAGUUUCUGCAGUGUUGCAUCAGAAUGCCCCAAAGAAGGAACAAGAUCGGCAUCUAACACAGACAGACAAAAAUUGCUUAUAUGAAACCCCUGAAGCAAAGACCUCACCAUUUUCAAGUAAUCGAUCUCCUUGCAUGAACGAUCCGGUAUCUUCUGUGGGUAGAGAGAGGAGACAAAAAAUGAAGAAGGGGACAAAAGAGAGACAUUCUAGUAAGCUUUUUAGAAGUUUAAGUGUCCUCCCAAGUAGCCACAAAGAAUGUGCAGAGACAGAAUUUGUUCAUCAGGCAAUGACAUCUGAGCAUAUUAAUCAGCAGCAAUAUAACAGCAUUGCUGUUGAGAAACUCAUUGACAAUAAUGUGCUUGGCCAGGAGACACCCAAAGCUUCUUUCCCGAGUGAAAUGGCCGCCUCAAAGGAUUUGCAGAAUUCACAAAAGCGGACAGUAAAAGUCACCCUCACUCCGCUCAAGAUGGAAGGUGAGACCCAGUCCAAAAAUGUUCAGAAAGAGCGCGAGGCGGAGUCUCAGCCGAAGCGUUGCCCAUCUGGGCCCCAGCCGGCUUCCGUUCCAGAGCACUCGGGAAGUGACUGUAUUGUCCCAGACACUCAGAGCUCUGCUUCCUGCUCAGUGGCCCCCAGCGACCCCUCUUACCCAAAUCUGCCUGUCCAGGACAGCGGCUUGAUGAUCCAGGAUGGAGCCAAAGAGCAGGAAGAUGGGUCCUACAAGCGGCGAUACCCUCGGCGCAGUGCACGUGCCCGAUCCAACAUGUUCUUUGGUCUGACCCCUUUGUAUGGCGUGAGGUCAUAUGGUGAGGAAGACCUUCCCUUCUACAGCAACUCCACCGGCAAGAAGAGGGGCAGGCGGUCUGCUGAAGGCCAGGUAGACGGUGCCGAUGACCUCAGCACAUCAGAUGAAGAAGACCUGUAUUACUACAACUUCACCCGAACGGUUGUCUCGAGCUCAGAUGAGCACAUGGCUUCGCAUAGUUUAUUCCGUGAAGAGGAACAGAUCAGUCUCCCCAAAAUCUCUCAGCUGGAUGGUGUGGAUGAUGGGACAGAAAGCGAUGCAAGCACCACAGUAACAACAAGGAAAAUCAAUUCAGGAAACAAAAGGAGCGGCAAAGAAAAUGGAACAGAAAGCUUAAAACUUGAACGAAGUGAAGAUAGUGGGGAGAAAAUGCAAGCGACCAAGACUUCAGUUGGCCAUAAAACAGCUGAUCCCAAAAUGGAGAAUUGCCGGGUCAAAAGUCAAGAUUCUUUGGAAGCUCAGCUGAGCUCCCUAGAAGCCGUCAGCCGUCGUCCUCGUACCAACACGGAGCCCUCUGAGAAGAACCUGCUGGAUACAUUCAGCCCAGAACUGCUGAAGUCCGACUCCGACAAUAACAACAGCGACGAUUGUGGGAAUAUUCUCCCUUCAGACAUCAUGGACUUUGUUCUGAAAAACACCCCCUCGAUGCAGGCCCUGGGGGAGAGCCCGGAGUCCUCGUCCUCGGAGCUCCUGACUCUGGGAGAAGGUCUGGGCCUCGACAGCAAUCGGGGCAAAGACAUGGCGCUCUUUGAAGUCUUUUCCCAGCAGCUGCCAACAGCCGAGCCGGUAGACAGCAGCGUCUCGUCUUCCAUUUCAGCAGAGGAACAGUUUGAGCUGCCCUUGGAGCUGCCUUCAGACCUCUCGGUCUUGACGACCCGGAGCCCUGCAGUCCCCAGUCAGAACCACGGCAGACUUGCCGUCAUUCCAGAGCCUUCCCUCGCCGCCUCAGGGGAGAGAUCAAUGCUAACUCUCCCGUCCUCAGAUCCCGCAGAGAAGAGGGUGACGGUCACAGAAAAGGUUUCCUCCGGUGAAGCAGAGCCAGCGUUGUUAAGCCCACAAGUGGCCCCAAGCCCUGAGGGCUCUCUGACCCCCGACCCUUUCAUUCAGAGCCACCUGGAAGCAGAGCACCUGGCCAGCCCACCCUGUGGACCGAGAGAAGCUGGUCUCGCGGCCAGCCAAGACCUCCCCGUUUCUCCCUCCCUCCCCCUCCAGAACCCCAAGUAUGGGCCAAGUGCCCCCGACAAGCCCGGCCCGUCUCCCAUCUCCACGGCUGCUGUGCAGAGCUCCCCUCUCCACCUGAAGGCUGCUGCAGAGAAGCUCUUGGUGGUCAACCAGAACAUGCAGCCUCUGUACGUCCUGCAGACGCUGCCCAACGGCCUCACCCAAAAGAUCCAGCUGACUUCUCCCGUCAGCUCUGGGCCAGCCGGGAUGGAGGCCGGGGCUUCUGUGCUGGGCCCAAUGGACACAGCCAGCCUCGCACUGGCUGCAGGCCUGAGCCCUGCCCUGCCCUCUGCCAGGCCUCUCUUUCCCGCGGCCAGCAAAGGCCUGCGGCCCAUGCCCCAGCAGCAGCAGCAGCAGCAGCACUUGCAUUCCUUCUCGUCCAGCCCCUCCAGCGGCAGCGGCAGCUUCCCGGCAGCCCUCGGCAGCGCUGCCUCGAGCCUUCUGAUUGGAGUCCAGCAGCUGCCUGACCCCGAGGUGAAUCCCAGGGCAGAUAUUGGGCCUGCAGUCGCCACCCCUCCUACCGGCCUCAGCAAGAAGCGGCCCAUUGCACGGCUGCACUCUCGAAGGGCCAAGAAGUCAUCUCCUUCGGCCGCUGCGCCUUCUGACCUGGCCUCCAUGAACUUCCCUCGGUCCUCCCCGCCUGGCCACCCAGGCCUGCUCGAUCUGGGAGCCGCAUGCCCCCGAACUGGGCCCAGCAUGGUCAAGCGCUCCAAGCCAGGGCUCAUGUACUUCGAGCAGGCACCUCUCUUGCCCCAGGAGGUGGGGACGGCUGCCACAGAGGCAGCCCUCGGAGCGUCUCCCAGCAUAGCCUCCCCUCCACCUGGGCUGAAUGUGGGCCCCCUGCCGGCACCUGGCCCCAGCCCAGCGGUCCUGCCCCACCUGUUGGGACAAGGGGGCUCUGACGUGCCAGGCAUUUCGGACAUGAACUCCCUCAGCAGCCUGUUAAUCAAAGCCACGCGACAAGGGCUGAGCCUCUCAGAGCAGCCGGCUUCAGCACCGCCACCAGCUUCCAGGGUAUUUCCACCACAUAAGCAGGUCUCGCUGGGCCAGUCUGCCUCUGCAGGGCUGGCGACGGCUGCUGUAGUCACCGGCACCUCUGUCUUGCCUCCCUCGAAGGCCGUGUCUGCCGAUGCUGGAAGCGCCUACCAGGCCGAGCCUCCUCUCACACAGCUUCUGGCUUGCAAAGCUGGGCCAGCCCCACCUCACCUGGACCUGACCCCCUCACAGGCAGCUGCCCUUUCAGACUUCCCCCAGCUGAUGGAUACGGUAGCUGUGGGGCGAAACAGACCGGCUCCCUGUGUCCCCACAGCCUCUCCUGGGGGCUCCCCUUCCACCGUGCUGGGCCCCACCAGGGCCAAAUCCAAAGUCAAGCGCUUGCCGUCCCCUUUGGGCAGCAAAGGAUCCGGGAAGAAACCCAGGGCGCCUCCAUCCUGGAACAGCUUCCCUGGCCAGUGCGUUCCACCACAAGGCACGAGGGUGGCAACCCAGGACCCAGGCGGAGGGGCCCAGCCCUUGAGGGUGCAGCCAGACGAGGCAACAGACGUGCUGCAGCCAGCCCACAAACCAGCAGGGCAUUUGCAGCCUCACCCACAACUGCAGCCAACCCUGAUCUCUUCAAAGGAAUUGGAGCGUGCAGAUUCCAAUGCUGAGGAGGUGGAAGAGGAAGAAGAGGAGGAAGAGGGAAGCUUUAGCUCCCCCCUCAUGUUCUGGCUGCAGCAGGAGCGGAAGCGGAAAGAAAGCCUUGCAGAGAAGAAGCCCAAGAAAGGGCUGGUGUUUGAAAUCUCCAGUGACGACGGCUUCCAGAUCUGUGCAGAGAGUAUGGAAGAAGCAUGGAAGUCCCUGACAGACAAAGUGCAAGAAGCCCGGUCGAAUGCCCGCCUGAAGCAGCUCUCCUUUGCAGGUGUGAGUGGGCUGCAGAUGCUCGGCAUUCUCCACCAUGCUGUUGUGUUCCUGAUAGAGCAACUCUGUGGAGCCAAGCAUUGCUCCAACUACAAGUUCAGGUUCCACAAGCCAGAGGAGGCCAAGGACCCUCCCGUGAACCCGCAUGGCUCUGCCAGGGCUGAAGGGCACCUCAGGAAGUCUGGUCUUGACAUGUUCAACUUCCUGGCUUCUAAGCAUCGCCAGCCCCCACAGUACAAUCCCAACGAGGAGGAGGAAGAGGAGGUGCAGCUGAAAUCUGCCCGCAGGGCCACCAGCAUGGAUCUUCCGAUGCCCAUGCGCUUCCGGCACUUGAGGAAGACCUCCAAGGAGGCGGUUGGGGUUUACAGGUCUCCUAUCCACGGACGGGGCCUCUUCUGCAAAAGGAACAUUGAUGCAGGGGAGAUGGUGAUUGAAUAUGCAGGCAACGUGAUUCGCUCCAUAUUAACUGACAAGCGCGAGAAAUACUAUGACAGCAAGGGCAUCGGCUGCUACAUGUUCCGUAUUGACGACACGGAAGUCGUGGAUGCCACCAUGCAUGGGAACGCAGCCCGUUUCAUCAACCACUCUUGUGAGCCCAACUGCUACUCCCGAGUCAUCAACAUUGAUGGGCAGAAGCACAUUGUCAUCUUCGCUAUGCGCAAAAUCUACCGUGGUGAAGAGCUCACCUAUGAUUACAAGUUUCCCAUUGAAGAUGCCAGGAACAAGCUGCCCUGCAAUUGCGGUGCCAAGAAAUGCCGACAUUUCCUCAACUGAGCAGCCGAGCUGAGCCACAGCAGUGGGCAGAGGAGAGUCGGGUGCUGGUGCCCCUCCACAGCCACAGAUGCCUUGGCUUGAUCUGGCAGGGCAUACCCUGCUCGGAGUGAAGUGGACUUUGGUGUGCUGUGGGACUAGGAAAACGGGCGUGUGGGCUGCAGCAACCAAGGCUGCGCCCAGCUGGCAUGACCACCUGGUUGCUCUUCAAGUUUGGAAUGUGUGGCCUUGCCCUCACGUUCCAGCUUGGGCUGGCGGCUGAGCGGUGGGUCUCCACCAGUCCCGUGGGGAGGAACCCCAAGGCAGCCGUUUGGGCAGGUGUCGUCCUUGGGAUCUUUCAGGAGGACAAGCAGACCUUUAGAGAAGGAGCUUCUGUCCCAGAGCUGAACGUUUACAACUGACCCCCCCUCACCCCACCCACCCCCGUCCUGUGCCAGAAAUGUAGUGGAAUUGGAGCACCCCGGAUGCAGCUUGUUCUCCGGGGAGGAAAAGUGCUGGAAGAGGAGGAGGAGCAGCAGCAGCCCCUGCAUUCCCAAGGAGACGAGGGAGCCCCGGACUUCCCCUUUCCAAGCUUCUAGAAAUGGCCUCCUUCAGUUGCACCAUCUCGAAUUAAGUCUUUGGAUUUUCCUUGGUUCUGUUUACAUUUUAGUAUUUAAAAGUUUUAUAAAUGUAAAUACAUUUUGUAUAUUUUUCUAUGAGCAGCACUUCAUAGGAAAGAGCACUUAGGAGACUAUUUUUUCAGUCACGGUUGCAUCUUGACUUAAAAAAGAAUCCAAUUUAAGGGUGAAUGUUUUAUUUUAGUAGGAUGGUCUUUCCAAGGUUGGGUCAGGCAUAUCCUGAUCCUCCCUCAGGAGGGAAAAGGAGAGUUUCCUGGGUGCUGCUCCGGCUGCCCCUUAGGAAGCGUCCUCCCAUUUUCAGAGAGGAUGCAACUGUUUGGUGGGCCUUCUGUUCUCCAGGGGUCGACUCUCCCUGGAUGUUAGCCAAACCGCUGGGAUCCCUCUCCCUCCUGCCUCGGUUCAGGUCAGAGGAUUAAACAUCUGGUUUCUCACCAGGUGUGCCCUGGCCUGGCUUCCUCUGGAGGCAAGACAGAUACGCUGUGCGUGGUAUCUCUCCAAAGGGAGCAGAAUCCCGGCUUGCUCCAGCUAAGCCCUGGCGCCUGCUACCCCCCCCCCCCCCCCCCCCGUCUCCUGGAAAGGAGGAGUUGGCGCUCCUGACCGCCACCUUUGCUGCCCCAGGCUGGCCAGGCCUUCGUCCCCAGUGUGGGCAGUUUGGGAGAAAGAGGCAGGAGCCAAGGGGGGCGGGGGCGGGGGGCUUAAAAGGAGGCAGGCUCUUUCCGUCUGGGCUGCCGGGUUGCCCUGUGGCUGCUAGAAGAGCCCUCCCUCUUCUCUGAAGGAUGCUCUGAGCCGACUCCGAAUUUUGGUUCCAGCCAAGUUUGGUUGGGUCCCCCUUCACAGGCAUCUCCUCCUCCUCCUCCUCCUCCUGCUGCUGCUGCUGCUGCCAAUCUGGCUGCCCUGAGCAGCAGCAGAGCUGAACCCCAGGAUGCUGCACCCGAGGGGGGAGGCUGCCUCUCCAGGGCAGCAGGGAGAAGGGGGCAAAGGACGCUGGGCAGGGCAGCUUCCUGCAAAUAUGAAUGUAUCUUUCUAAGAACUGACAGAUCGUGAGAUCUAAAAAUACUAAGUCAGUCCACCCUUUAAAGGUUUUGGUUUUUUUAAAGGAAAAGCGGGUCACUGUAAAGGGCUGGGCAAGAAUCUUCUCUUCUUUGUUGUGAAGCAAUACUGGGUUUUCCGUCAAAUUCACCCUCUGUGCAGAAUCACGUCAUUUGGCCAGGUUGCUGCUGGCUCAUCUCCUGCUCUCCACCCCAACCUCACAUGCCUGCAAGUUUUUAAGACUAUAAAUAAGGUAUCUAUAGAACUAAUAUCGUACUGCAUUGUGUCUUGAAGCCUGGCUUUGAAUUCUCUUUAACCCUUUAGAUAAUGGUUGUGUUCCAGUUGCUGAAAAGGCAGGAAAAACAACAUGCCAAGGGCUCCAUGGGCAGUGGAUGCCACCGACCUGGCCCCGGCUCCCAUUGCAGACUUGCACACAGGGCGGGGUGGGGUGGGGUAUGCAGGCCUCCCAGAAGUGAGGCUGGAGACUUGGCUGUGGAUGUUCCUGACCUUCUGUGUUUAAUUGUCAAUCCUUGUACAACUUGCUUCUCUCCUCCGCCUCUUCCUCUUUUUGGAUUCCAGUUGGUGGAGCUCCUCGCUUGCAUUGUGCGCUUUCUGGUCUCUUAAUAAGGUCUUGCAGCUUCGCCUCCCCGCCAAGAGUUGUGCCCGUGGUGUUUCCUGGAUUCAGCGUCUUCAAUAGCUACAGGUAGUGAAUUAAUGUCUCAAGCCACUUUGCAAAAGCUACAUAAACAGGGCUCUGAUCCAUACAAAAAGCAACUUAUCAUGUAAAACCAAUUUCUCUUUUUUUUCUUGUGUUCUUCCAAAAUGAGUUUUUUUUUUUCUUUAAAAAGAGGAAAUGUGUCGCUUGUGCUGCAUCAGUGUUAAUUCCCUGUCACUGUUACAGGGAUGAAGGAAGUACUUUCAAUAGUUUUAAGAAAUGACUGAAAGACUGAAUGUAAAAAUAAGUGUAUAUAGUUGUACAAAAAAAGGAGUUUUUAAACAUGUUUAUUUUCUAUGCACUUUUUUAUUUAAGUGAUAGUUUAAUUAAUAAACAUGUCAAGUUUA